Molecule: messenger RNA, 17364 nt
Organism: Carcharodon carcharias (great white shark)
Lineage: Eukaryota; Metazoa; Chordata; Chondrichthyes; Lamniformes; Lamnidae
Gene: kmt2ca
Product: lysine (K)-specific methyltransferase 2Ca
Exons: 61
Coding region: 470-15805 (5111 amino acids)
Biological process (GO): positive regulation of transcription by RNA polymerase II
Cellular component (GO): nucleus; MLL3/4 complex
Molecular function (GO): histone binding; transcription coactivator activity; histone H3K4 methyltransferase activity
Source: RefSeq, a predicted model, not a curated record
AUUAUUAUAUAUAUAUAUAUUUUCCUUUUUUUUUGGGACGUGGCAAGAGAAGCAAGAGAGAAGGUUUUAUUUUUUUUUUGGUGGUGGGGGGAGAGUAAACAUUUUGAAGGCAGAGAAGAAAUAAGGAAAAGGAGAGAGAGAGAGAGAGAGAGGAAAAAAAAAACAAUCCAUCGAAGACUCUGGAUAAAUUUCUUGUGGCAGUCGAUUUCUGAUGAGGAUUUAAAAAAAAAACUUAUUUUACUGUUUUAAAAUCUACACCAGCAACGACGACGACGACGACUACCAAAAAAAAAAGAAUUCGAGAAAGAGCUUUUUUCGGACAGGCGAAAAUCCCAAGUUCGUCAAAUUAUAAUUUUUAAACACACACAACACACAAAAAAAAAACUCAACAAAAAAAAACCCAACCGUUUACCCCGAUGACAGUUGAGGUCAUGAACACAAAAACUCCGCUCUUCUAGGAUUUAAAAGAAUGUCAUCAGAGGACAAAAGUGUGGAGCCUUCUGACCUAGGACCGCCACCUCUUUCUGCCGUCCUUGCGGCUGCCCCUGUUGGUAGCCCUGUAAGUAAUGACAAACGACCACGGGGCCGACCUCGCAAAGAUGGCACAACUCCUCUACAGAAGAAAAAGAAGUCUCGGAGCAGAGGGAAGACGGUUAUUGAAGAUGACGACAGUAUGGAUGGGUUGGAGGCAACAGAAAAUGCAAUGGAAACAGAAGUUAAAGAUGACUCACUGGAGGAGGAUACCCUUACAGAAAUGGAGACCAAUGAACAAUCAUCUCUCCUGCAGCGUUCAAUAUCUGAGGACUCUGCCAGCUCCAUAACCUCAAUCAACCUUGAUACAAAAACCAGCAAUGAACAGCUCUGUGCCUUGUGCUAUUGUGGUGAGCGCAGCUCGCUGGGGCAGGGUGAGUUGAAAAGGUUCAACCCAACUCCAGAUUUUACUGUGCUAAAAAAGAGUCCAUCUCAAGCAAAGCAAGACAGUACUGAUAGUCCAGAGGAUGGUAAUGACAACAACCACAAACAGUGUUCCACUUCACGAAGGCGACAGCAAAAGUCUCCUUGCCACACCGCAGCGCCUCCGUCUACGUGUAUUAAUGUUACAGUGGCCUCUGAAGAACAGACAAGCAGAUAUUGGGAUGAGCUCAGUCAAGUUGGCCUUCCUGAUGAUAUUGAUGUCCAGGCCUUAUUUGAACCUUCAGGUCACUGUUGGGUUCACCAUUGUUGUGCAGAAUGGUCUUCUGGAGUGUGCCAGGCAAAUGGACCAGUACUGGUGAAUGUGGACAAAGCAGUCCUCUCAGGGAUUACAGAGCAUUGUGCAUACUGUAAGCACCUUGGAGCCACCAUCAAAUGCUCAGAAGUGAAAUGCAAUCAGCUGUACCACUAUCCAUGUGCAGCUGGAGCUGGUACAUUUCAGGAUAUCAAGACACUCACUCUCCUCUGUCCAGAACACAUCGACCAGGCUCCGGAACGAUCUAAAGAAGAAGCAAAUUGUGCUGUUUGUGACAGCCCUGGAGAACUUUUAGACCAACUUUUCUGCACUAGUUGUGGACAGCAUUACCAUGGAGCAUGCCUAGACAUAGUUGUGACCCCUUUGAAACGGGCUGGUUGGCAGUGCCCAGAAUGCAAAAUCUGCCAGACCUGCAGGCAUCCAGGCGAUGACAGCAAAAUGUUGGUUUGUGACAUCUGUGACAAAGGCUAUCACACAUUUUGCCUCCAACCAGCAAUGGAGUCAAUACCUACAAAUGGCUGGAGGUGUAAAAAUUGCAGGGUGUGUGUUGACUGUGGCGCACGGACCAGCACUCAUUGGCAUCACAAUUGUUCACUUUGUGCUACCUGUUACCAGCAACAAGACCACAGCCUGCCUUGUCCACUCUGUGACAAGACCUGCUACCAAGACUCCCAGAAGGAUAUGCUGCAUUGUCAGAUGUGCAAGAGAUGGAUUCACAUAGAAUGUGACAGAUCUUUGGAAAACACUGAGGACAUUUCGCUAAAGGAAUGCUAUAUCUGUACAUUGUGUAAAGAAACGGAGGCUGCAAUGGAAAAUAUUCAAUCUUGUGAUAACAGUAAGACUGUUGGCUCGGUUCAAGAAACUGCUAUAGGUGUUACUGAAAUCAAUGGGACUAUUAAGGAAAAAUUACCUCAAGGAGAAAGUGUUCACCAGCCAGACUAUGGUAUUAACCAUGUGGGAGAUCAGACUGUUGUGGCUAAUGGAAAUGAUUUGGCAGCAGUCCAUACAACUGAACUUGUAGAGCCUGAUUUUGCCAAGGAGGCUCUUGUCUCUGAAAAAGUACUUGAGCAGCUUGAUUGUCCAACAGCAGUGACAGAGAUUCAAGAGAUGGAGGUGAAUGAAAACAAACCUGAAACACUACUGCAACCUCAACUGGAUGAGGAGACGCAAAAUUUCAAAGAUCUUGUUGCAGGAUCAGUGCUAGUAAAAGAAGAGCUUCAGUUAUGUGAGAACAAGACAGAACUAAUGGAGGUUUCUGUUCCAGAAGUGUCAAAUAAUGAGCUCAUACAAGCCACCACACUGAUUAAGGAGCUUCCAGAAAUUCUAUUACGAGAUAAAGUGGCACAGAAGAGUGAAGAAAACAUUUCUCAAGCUUGUCUCGAUAGCAGUGUUUCUGAAGCUGCAAAAGCUCCCAGUGAAAGUGCAUCGGAGAUGAGUUCAACUGUUGAAAAUAAAACUGUCAAAAUGUUUGCAGAAACUGGCAAUAACUACACACAGAGCAACAAGACCUCAGUUUCUUCCUCAUUUGUGACAGUUUCAGUUGGGGUUUCUCCUGUAACGAAUGUGUCUUGUGCUUCGGCUGCAGGCACUUUCUCAGGAAUUCCUGCAUCAACUUUCGUACCAAUGGUUCCAAAAAUAGGUAUGGGAAAACCAGCUAUUACCAAAAGGAAGUUCUCUCCAGGAAGACCUAGAAUGAGACAGGGCAUGUGGGCGACAAAUACCAUGAGUUCCCCUACCUGGUCUACAGACAGUUAUGAAUUUCGGGAGAGUAUGGUAAAAACAAAGCAACCUCAGAGCACCAUUUGGAACAUCAAAGUGGGUCGUGGUGCUGGUUUUCCUGGGAAGAAGAGGCCACGUGGUACAGGACACCCUGGUCGAGGAGUUAGAGGCAGGUCGAAACUGAAAAAUGGCAUUGGCGCUACUAUAACACCAGGAGCUGGUGCCAUGGAAAUGAUGGUUAAUAAGGAUGAGGAUGAAAACUCAAUGCACAACACCGUUGUUUUGUUCUCUACAAGUGACAAAUUUACUUUAAAACAGGAUAUGUGUGUUGUUUGUGGAAGCUUUGGGAAAGGUUCAGAGGGACGGCUGCUUGUUUGCUCUCAAUGUGGCCAGUGUUAUCAUCCCUACUGUGUCAGUAUUAAGAUCACCAAAGUGGUGCUGAGUAAAGGCUGGCGAUGUCUAGAAUGUACAGUGUGUGAGUCCUGUGGGAAAGCCUCUGAUCCAGGUCGUUUGCUUCUCUGUGAUGAUUGUGACAUCAGCUAUCAUACCUAUUGCUUGGAUCCGCCUUUACAGACAGUCCCUAAAGGUGGCUGGAAAUGUCGAUGGUGUGUUUCUUGCAUGCAGUGUGGGGCAACCUCACCUGGUUUCAAGUGUGAAUGGCAGAACAAUUAUACACAGUGUGCUCCUUGUGCCAGCUUGGCUGUUUGCCCAGUCUGCAAUAAGAACUACAGGGAGGAGGAGCUUAUUAUACAAUGCCGGCAGUGUGACAGAUGGAUUCAUGCUAUUUGCCAGAACCUGAACACAGAAGAUGAAGUAGAGACUGCAGCUGAUAAUGGCUAUGACUGUUUCACAUGUAGGCAAUAUGCAAUGGCAACACCAGUGACUACCUCAGAAGGGACUGAGUUAUCUUUGGUAACACCUCAAUUUAUUGUAAAGACGAAAGAACCAGAACCGACACGGACAUAUACACAGGAUGGUGUCUGCCUUACUGAGAUGGGUAUGUCGCAGCUCCAAAGCCUCAGUAUUGCUCCACCACGCCGGAAGCGACCCAAGCCAAAGUUAAAGCUGAAGAUCAUAAAUCAGAACAGUGUGGCUGUCUUGCAAACUCCACCUGAUCCUCAGUCUGAACAGUCCAGAGACAUGGAUGGAGAUAUGGAUGAAAGCAGAGCAGCUGACCUAAUGGACUGUGAUGCAAAGUCUGAUACACUUACCAGUCCAGAGCGGGAAGCAGCAGAUGAUGACUGUAAAGGAGCUGAGGGGACAGACAACCUAAAGAAGAGAAAAAGGAAACCAUACAGACCUGGAAUUGGAGGGUUUAUGGUGCGUCAGAGGAGUCGGACAGGACAGAAUAAGACAAAACGUUCGCUGUCCAGAAAGAACUCUACUGGCUCAGUCUCUGAAAUGAUGGCUGGGAAGGAGGACGGUUGGGUGGACCAACUACCAGAGGUACCUGGCGAUGAGGUAGCUGCUGCCCCUGAGAUUGUGGAGAAAAUGAAAAAACGAUACAGGAAGAAAAAGAACAAAUUGGAAGAGAUUUUUCCAGCAUACCUACAGGAAGCUUUCUUUGGAAAACACCUGCUGCUUGCAAGUCAACAGAGCAAGCUUAGUCUGGAUGCUCUGUCUGAUGAAGAAUCAUCUCAGCUACCAAACAGAGUACCAAAUGCAAAUGUAAAUUUCUUGGAUCCUUCCUCUGAUCCGCUGCUGAGUUCAGCUACAACUCAGGUGGCUACAAAACAACAGGGUGGGCAAGGUAACGGAGAUGACCCACUAGCUGAUCUCUCAGAAGUCCUUACCACAGAAGACGAUAUCCUUGGAAUACUUUCUGAUGAACUGGGAAAAACAGGAGAUGAGUCAGGUCUUGAUUUAUGCACUUUCCAGGUCGAGAAUUCACCUUCUCCAUUUGCUGGACUGGAUAUUGGGCCCAUUUCAGAGGAUCCAUCUACAGUUUCCCAGUCAAGUGGAGGCCAAGGUUCCCGACCUUUGACCGAGGAGCAACUAGACCGAAUACUUAGCCCUGAUCUUGAGAAAAUUGUCUCCGAUGGUACAAUUCUAAGUAAGCUGUACAAAAUUCCAGAACUGGAGGGAAAGGAAGUGGAAGAUCUAUUCACAGCCGUAUUAAGUCCUUCAGCUAACCAGGCACCUCCGCCUCCACGGCCUUUACCUCCUUUGCCUCCACCGCCUCCACCUGACCAUGGAGAUGGUGCAUUUACCAGGAUGCCAGCAAUGAAUGGAGUAGUUGGACCACAUCUACAGCAACAAACAUCUUUAGCACCUGGAGGUGGACGGUGCCUCACCAGCACUUAUUCUUCUAUCCCUCAGUCACCAUUCACCGAUAGCAGCAGAGACAAGAAUCAUACGUUUAGUCAAGUUGUUACAGAGCCUCCUAACCCGUGGGUUCCCUCUGCUCCUGCCGUGGAGGCGGAAGGCGACACACUAAACUACACACAGCGGAGUACUCUGAAAUGGGAAAAAGAAGAAGCUCUGGGAGAGAUGGCAACAGUCGCCCCUGUUCUAUACACAAACACGAACUUCCCCAACCUGAAAGAAGAUUUUCCAGAUUGGGCUACCAGAGCGAAACAAAUAGCUAAACUGUGGAGGAAAGCAAGUUCCCAAGAGAGGGCCCCUUAUGUGCAAAAAGCAAGAGACAAUCGUGCAGCGCUCCGUAUAAACAAGGUUCAAAUGACCAGUGAGUCUCUGAGAAGGCAACAGCAAGAAUGCAUCGAUUCUGUGUCUCGCCCUGACAUUGAUUUGCCAUUUAAGGAUCAAAUGAAGCAAAAGGAAUCGGAACAUGAACAGGAAUGGAAGCUUAGACAGCAAAUGCGCCAGAAGAGUAAGCAGCAAGCCAAGAUCGAAGCUACACAAAAACUAGAACAGGUGAAGCAUGAGCAGCAGCAACAGCAACAACAGUUUGGGUCCCAGCAAUCUACAGGGGAGGAUUCCAACAGCCCUAAAGCAGGUGAACAGGACAGUGGACACUUGUCUCCUCUACACUUGCCCAAAGAAGGGUUUACAAGGCCUCGGGUUCCUGGCACUUCUGUAUCAACGCCAUCAGAUGAUGUCUUUCUAAGACCUCAGGCUCCUCCUCCAACCCCAACCAGGAUACCAUUACAGGAUCCAUUCGCACAAUCCCAGACUUCACAGCCACAGUCACCACAGUUUUCCCCAGCUGCUAAUGCAUCAAGACCAUCAUCUCCUUGGGAUCCAUAUGCUAAAAUGGUAGGAACACCAAGACCACCACCUGUUGUUAGAAGAAAUUCAGUGUCUUCUUUAGAUUCUUGUGCUGUUCCUCAAGGUGUAACCAGACCAUCCCCAGCUACUGAACAGAUCGAGAGAAACAGGCCUUCAUUGGCUGAUGAGUCUUUUGGGGCACCAUCAUCAGUUGGUAAUGAUCCUUAUGCAAAGGCACCUGAUACUCCUAGACCCUCCAUGACAAUAUCAACAGAUCAUUUUUCAAAACCAUUAGGAUUGCCAAGGCCACCUAUGAAUCCUGAUCCAUCAGGGAAUAAUAUGUCAGUAAAUGCAAAUGAUCCCUUUGCUAAACCUGUACAUAGACCUGAUAUGUUUCCUAGACAUCAAGUAUCACAUAAUCGAAUGGGACCUCUUGAUCUAUAUUCAAGAUCACAACCUGUACCUGGUCCAACAGGUGUUGAAGGUGGAAGUGGACCCUUGUUUAAGACACCAAUGCCACCACUUCAGUCACCUCAAGAUCCUUAUGUAUCUAUGCCUUUAACCCCAAGACGUACUCCUGUUGAUCCUUAUGAAAGAACUGUGUUGACCUCCAGACCUAUGGAUAACUUUCCGCAAAGCCCAGUACAGUCUCAGUCCCAGACAAUUGAGCCUUAUGCACAGCAACCACAUACACCUCGUCCUGUGAAUGAGCCAUUUUCACACAGUCAGAGAAUUCCCCGGCAGACCCAGAGUGACAUGUUUGUUCAACAAGGGUCAAUGUCAAGAUGCUCUCCUCAGGAUCCUUAUUCACAGCCUCCUGGAACCCCUCGGCCUACGGCUGAUCCUUAUUCACAGCCGCCUGGAACCCCUCGGCCUACCACUGACCCUUAUUCACAGUCUCCUGCAACCCCUCGGCCUACCGCUGACCCUUAUUCACAGCCUCCUGGAACCCCUCGGCCUACGGCUGAUCCUUAUUCACAGCCUCCUGCAACCCCUCGGCCUACAGCUGAUCCUUAUGCGCAGCCCCCUGCAACCCCUCGGCCUACGGCUGAUCCUUAUUCGCAGCCUCCUGGAACCCCUCGGCCUACAGCUGAUCCUUAUUCACAGCCUCCUGGAACCCCUCGGCCUACAACUGAUCAAUAUGCACAGCAGCCACUUCCUCCAAGACCCUCUCCACAAGCAGAUCCAUAUUCCCAGCCACCUGGUACACCAAGGCCUUUAACUGUAAAUCGUUUUGUGCAAUCAGCAGUUAAUCAGAGAUAUUCAGAUCCUUAUGCACAACCUCCUGUAACCCCAAGGCCAGUUGUUUCUGAUCCCUUUGCACAACCUCCUCACUCUCCAAGGCCAGUUAUUUCAGACCGGCAAACAUUGACGAGACCAGGUUUGUUGGCAAAUCAGGAUCUAUUCGUGCCACCACCUCACAGUAGAGUUCCAAAUUUAAAAGAUACAUUUGUACGACCAGCUGAUGUGCGUUGUCGAGCACCUCAGGGUCCCAGACAAGCUGGAAUGCCAGAUGAAGCUUUUUCACCCCAUGCAUCAGCAGUGAGGCCAUCUGCAGACACAUUUGGACGCAUGGUACAUGACCCAUACGAUCAACCACCAAGGACCCCAAGACCUCAAACUAAUGACACAUUUGCGCCGGGAAGACUUAAUCAUGAUAUUAAUGACCAACAAGGACCUGCAUCAGAUUCCACAAAUUUCAGCAGCUCCACAGGAUCGCCCAUGAAUUCCCAGGUGCAGCAGUUUCAUGCUGUACCUCAAACACUAGACCAAGGUCAAUCUGUGUUGACAUCUGAAGCACAGAAUAACGUAAGCACAGGUCAAAUGGACACGGAAGAAAAGCAAAGACAGAGGCUGAGAUUACGAGAACUGAUUCUUCGACAGCAGCAGCAGAAAAAUGCAGUCCGUCAGGAAAAAGGCCUGCAAGAGCAAGCAAUGACAUCUGCAGCGACACCACUUAGGCACUGGCCACAGGAGGAUUUAAAACGUCAAAAUGAACUAUUUGGCAGACCACCUCCCCCCUACCCUGGUAUCGUGAGACUCCCUCGUGUUCCUCAAGCUGGCCAAAGAUUUUCAGGCCUUUUCUCAAAUGAACCGCGUGGUCGUUUUAUAACUGACGGUCAAUUUAACAGACCACAGUUUUCUGGAGAUGUUGCAAGAAUGGUUAUGAGACCCCAAGGUCCAAGGAACUCUUUUGCAGGAACUGGGCAGAGACCGUUUGCAAAUCAGGAACUCUUCCUUGGACAACGUCAGAUGCAGGCACAUGUUCCAGGCCUUCCACAGCAGCUAAGGAGAUCACUGUCAGUGGACUUUACCAGGUCUUUAAAUAACCCACAGAUGAACAAUGGAGUAAUUAUCCCUCAACAUUUUCCUCCUCGGGGUAUGCAAAUGCAGCAGCACAAUAUUUUGGGUCAGCCAUUCAUCGAACUACGGCAUAGGGUACCAGAAAAUAGGCCACGGCUUCCUUUUGCAUCAUUGGUGCCUUCUACAAGUGGUUUAGAUCCAGUUAGCCAGCAACAAAGACCUGGAGGGAUCACUGUGCCAGUGCAGGGUGCUUUCUCUCCAAGUCAAGGACCAAAGCCAUUGGACUCUGUGUCAAAUCAACAGCAAGGCAUGCGUAACCAAAUGGAAAAUUGUAAUAAUUUAGAUCAACUUAAUGAACACCAGAUGCAUAUAAAUCAUCCAGCCAUGCCCCUUUCCCGUUCUUUGAGCAACCCACAUGCUGGUGAUACUUUUUCAUCAACAGUCUCCUUGUCUGCCCGUGCAUCCACACAAGGAGAUGGUAUGGUAGAAAAACUUGAUUCUGAUGAGCCUUCAGUGAAAGAUCUUGAUGUUAAGGACCUUGAUGGAGUGAGAGACCUAGAAGUUAAAGACUUGGAUGAUGAAGAUUUGGAAAACUUAAAUUUGGAUCAAGUAGAUGGGAAAGGUGAUCCUGAUUUAGAUAAUUUAGACAACAUAGAAACAAAUGACCCACAUUUGGAUGAUCUCUUAAAAUCAGGGGAGUUUGACCUGAUUGCUUAUACUGACCCUGAGCUUGAUCUGGGUGACAAAAAGGACAUGUUUAAUGAAGAAUUGGAACUAAAUGAUCCGAUAGAUGAUAAAUUGGAUGAACAAAGUAAGACUGAAGAAGAAACAAAAUGUGAUCAGGUAGCCAAAGCGGGAGAACCAUCUGAUCAUUGCCCUGAGAAAGAAGAAAAACCAAGCGAAGGAUCCAUUGAAAGAAGUCCUAAAGAUUCAAAGAAUUCUGUAAAAUCUGAAACUGGUACCAAUGAUGGUAAUCACGAUGCUCCUUACAGUGCGGGUACAGCUGAGACUGAGACAAUAGAUACAGUAACAGAUAGUGCACCCACUUCUAACUCUUGCAUUGGCGGAGAACUGGAAAUGCCAAAGGAAGAGGAAAGAGUCGACUGUAACCAAGAAAUUAAGGGGGCUAGCCCAGGUUUCAGCGAUUCUCAAUCUUCGACCCAAACAUCUAUUUCCAUUGGAAGCAAUUCAUGCAAUCUAACUGGUUCUACACCAGUCCUUUCAAGUUUGUUAACUGAGAAGACAACCAAUUCUGGACUUGCAUCUUUGGGUUCACCAACCCAGAUUUUGCCAUCACCUCAAUCACAUCCAAAUAUAGGUAUCUCCCAAUCUCCUAAUACUGCUAUUUCCCCAGGGCAAAUGCCCGAGAAUGCAAUAAAUCAAAAUUUGCAGAUAGGGCAAAGGUUAAAUCGUAGCUUUUCACAAGGCCCUUCAGCAAAUCAGACCUUUUUCCAAGUGCAGCCACCUAACCAAAAUUACACAGCAGGGCAACAACCAAGUCAAAAUGUGAUUAUCACAAAUCAACCAGGUCCUAGUAAUCUGUCCAACACACAACAAAUUAUGCUUCCUCAGACAAUGGGUCUUCAGGCUCAGCGAGAGCGACCCCUCCUUUUGGAAGAGCAACCCCUCCUUUUACAAGACCUUUUGGAACAAGAAAGACAGGAGCAGCAACAACAACGACAAAUGCAGGCUAUGAUACGUCAUCGGUCCACUGAUUCAUUCUUCCCCAAUAUUGAUUUUGAUGCAAUUACCGAUCCGAUAAUGAAAGCAAAAAUGGUGGCCUUGAAGGGAAUCAAUAGAGUUAUGGCCCAAAGUAAUUUAGGCAUGCCGCCGAUAGUAAUGAACAGAUUUCCAUUUGUGGGUCAGCCAAUGUCUAGUACACAGAGUGGUGAUAGUGGACAGAAUCCCAUUCAUCAAGGAGUUAGCCCAGAUGGGAAUUUGCCACCUCAGAUGUCACGACCAAAUCCUCCAUCAUUUGGUCCAGGUUUUAUGAAUGAUGCACAAAAGAAACAGUAUGAAGAGUGGCUCCAGGAAACCCAGCAGCUCCUCCAAAUGCAGCAGAAGUAUCUUGAGGAACAGAUUGGGGCACACCGAAAAUCUAAGAAGGCACUCUCUGCUAAACAGCGUACUGCUAAAAAGGCUGGACGAGAGUUUCCAGAGGAAGAUGCGGAGCAGCUUAAGCAUGUAACUGAGCAGCAGAGUAUGGUGCAGAAGCAGUUGGAACAGAUUCGAAAACAGCAAAAAGAACAUUCAGAACUUAUGGAGGAAUAUCGUAUCAAACAACAGCAGCAGUGUCCAAUGGCAUCAUCUACCAUGAUGCCUACUGGAUCAGCCCAGCCUCCCUCAGUCCAAGGCGGGGCACCAUCCUCAGUAACUCAACAGAGUUUCUCAGUGAUGCCAAAACAACAGCCCCAACAACAAAUUCAGAUGCCUGUUCCAGCACAGCCAAGUGCUACCAGAAUGGCAAAUGCUCCUCAGUGGCAAUCUUGCAAUCCUAAUGCAGCUGUGCCUACCCACAUUCCCAUGGGUACCCCAAGGAUGCAACACCCUGCGCCGCCUCAGUUGCCAAUGACGAGCACUCCAUCUACUGAAGCGACAACAGUCACAGCAAAUCAACAGUCCAAUGUGCCACCGCGAGUUGAAUUUGAUGACAACAACCCAUUCAGUGAAAGUUUUCAGGAGAGGGAACGGAGGGAGCGUUUAAGAGAACAACAGGAAAGACAAAGAAUCCAGCUCAUGAAGGAAGUGGAACGCCACCGUGCCAUGCAGAAGCGAAUGGAAAUGGAGCAGCAGCAAGGCAUGGCAGAUUUAAACACGCCCACCCUGUCUCAAAUGCCGUAUUUUACUUCUGACUUACCAUGUGAUUUCAUGCAGUCUCAAAGGCCUCAGCAGGUGCAGCAGAUGGGACUUGUUCCUCCACAACAACAGAAUCUACUUCCACAAUUCAUGAAUUCACCAUCUCAAACAUCUUUCAUGCAGUGCAAUGACCGUCGGCCUGUGGGGGCACCUUUUGGGCCUGAGGGUCAUGCUAUCCCGGGUGGUUGUCCACCUAUCCAUCCUAUGAAUCAGGUACCUUCUGGACUUGGCUUUCCUCAAAACCAACCAAGGCCUCCCUUUGAACCAUGUAUGCCUGCCGGGUCACAAGGGAAUAAUGAAGGAGCUCAAUUUGCCCCAGAUAGUGGAAUGCAACUACCCGGCAAUUACCCAGGUCCAGGUCAAUCACUCAUUCAACUUUAUUCCAAUAUUAUACCAGAGGAAAAGGGGAAGAAGAGGAGAAAUAGAAAGAAGAAGAAAGAUGAUGACAGUGACUCUGUCAAGACGCCAUCUACUCCACAUUCUGAUAUCACUGCACCAACUACACCCAGUGUUUCUGACCCUGCUGCUAAUCCACCUGGUAAUAUAUCUGGGGACUUUGUGUUUAAUCAAGGUGAACAUGAAAGUGAAGAGAUUAACCAAUUGGUUAAUAAUUCAAAUGAGCACCAACCUCCAUCUGAACUUGAACGGCAACUUUCUUCCAGUGUCAGUGCACCACACAGACUUAUGGUACAACAGGCUGGCCUGCCCUCUGAAACAGAUCACAGUCUAUCAAAUGAAGGUGCUAGGACUAACACAGUGAAAGUGGAACAGACAGAAAGCACACACUGCCACGAUAAUUCUCAGCCUAAGGUGGAAACUCAGAAUUCAGUAAAGGUAGAAGGAAAGGUCAGUUUGCAACAGCCUGCUGUUUCAACACACAAUCCAACUGCAGGAGCAAAUGUGUCAGGAUCAAAGCAAGAAUCGGGAAAUGAGCUUCUGAAACAUCUACUGAAGAAUAAAAAUCCCCCGUUGCCUCCACACCAAAGAGCUGAAGAAAAAUCUGAGGAUGAGUCCUGUAUUGAAAGUAACUUAGUAAAGAAACCAAGUCCAUUUGAGGGGCAGAGUCCACCAGGUGGAUUUAACUUUGAUGCAAAGGUCAGUCAGCUGCAGAAAAAGGAUUCAGAGGAAGAAAAGAAACGGCCAAGAAACAAAAGAUCACAGAAAACAGCUGAGAAGACUGUGUCACGCUAUAAGAAACGGAAAAAAGAUGAGGAGGACAGACAUGCAAUCUACCCCAACACCGACAUGCUAAUGAACCAGCUGAAGCAGCAACUGACUCUUCUUCCACUGCUGGAACCAACAAUCAGUGUGAACUUUGCAUACUUCCCUCCCUAUGGUAGUGGACAGCUGAAUGGUGAUAAUCUACUAACAGGAUCUUUUGGCAGCGCUGUUCUUGACAGUGUUCCAGAUUACUACUCUCAGUUGAUUUACAAGCAGAGCAAUCUUAGCAAUCCUCCUACCCCGCCGGCUUCCUUGCCUCCUACACCACCGCCUGUGGCUCGCCAGAAGCUGGUGAAUGGUUUUGCUACUACUGAGGAGAUCGCUGGAAAACCAGGAGUAAUUGGUCAUCAUGAUGUUAGCAAAGGUCUUGGACCAAAACAGUACCAGCUGCCUUUUAGACCUGAAGAUGAUCUGUUGGCAAGAGCUUUGGCCCAUGGACCAAAAACAGUGGAUGUUCCCGCUUCCCUCCCAACUCCACCCCACAACAACCAUGAGGAGCUGAGAGGCCAGGAGCAUUGUGGUGAUGAUGAACGGGACUCCCCAGACAGCUUUGUGGCAUCAUCAUCUCCUGAAAGUGUAGUGGGCAUGGAGGUCAGCAGAUAUCCUGAUCUCUCCCUGGUGAAAGAGGAGCCACCAGAUCCAGCUCCAUCCCCAGUCAUUCCCAUGCUUCCAAGUUCCACCGGCAAAGGUUCAGAAGCUCGACGGAGUGAGGUUAAGAUGGAGCCAACCUUUGGAAGUAUGGGUUCAACUAUGUUUUUUGGAAAUCAAUUUGCGCAAUCCCAAAAUGGGCCUAAAAUUGGUUUUGUGUCUGUAGCACUUACUCUGACUCCGACAGCUGCUGAGGAUAUUAAUGGUGUUGUAGCAAGAGUGGCUGACCUCCUGCGCAUUAAAGUUCCUAACAGUUAUGAGGUCAGCAGUGCACCUGAACCACCUUCGAUGCCUUUGAUUAAUGCUUACAAAUUCAACCAAGCCUUGGAAAGCAGACCUUCAUUAAUGGCUCAAGGCUCCCAUCCUGGUUUUGCUGGUCCCAUCAAGAUUAUGAGACCUGUUGGGCCUACAAGCUUACCAUAUAUGAUUCCUGCCAGUGGCACAGUGGCACUCAAAGCAGAUAAUCGAGCAGUCAUGAACAGCUCUACCAGCUCGAAACCUCAAUGGUGCCGUCAUUGUGAUGUUGUGGUGCUUGGUAAUGGUGUACGGAAGACAGUCACUGAUCUUCCAUAUAAUAAGCAGGAUUCAAGAGACGGAACAAGCAAAACAGAGGCUGAUAUUGUUUUUUGUAGCAAUAAUUGCUUUGUGCAGUAUGCAAUGGCCACACAAGCGAAAACUCCAGAGUCAAAGCAACAGGAAGUUGCAUCUGUAGUGGUAGAGCAGCCAGCCAAAGAUGUGACCAGAAACACAUUCCAUCACUACAACAACAACACCUCUUCUUUAGAUGUCCAUCGCCUUCCACGGAUUCAGGAGAAUGCUGUGUCUCCAACUACUCCUACUAUUUAUUUCCCUCCUGCCAACCUGCAGGUUCUCAAACAAGAGCCCAAGCCAGAAGAUCUCAAGGUGACAGUGAAGCUGAAGCCUAGGCCAAGGUCUCUGCAGGGGGACUUAGAUGAUAAUCGUCCAGCAGUUAAAAGGUGGAAAGGGAUGAAGUGGAAAAAGUGGAGAGUUCAAAUAGUCAUUCCUAAAGCGCAUUUGAAGUUAGCAUCAGAAGAGGAGAUAGACGAACUUCUGAAGAAACUUGGGACGUCGCUAAAGCCUGAACCGAUGCCGCGAGACUAUAGAAGAUGUUGUUUAUGUCACGAAGAAGGUGAUGGAACAACCAAUGGAGCAGCCAGGCUCCUGAACCUUGAUCUCGAUCUCUGGGUCCACUUGAACUGUGCCCUCUGGUCCACAGAAGUAUAUGAGACACAAGCUGGCGCCUUGAUUAAUGUGGAGAUGGCUUUGCGACGUGGCCUUUCUAUGAAAUGUGUUUUUUGUCAUAAAAUGGGAGCUACUGGUACGUGUCACCGGAUAAGGUGCACCAAUAUUUAUCACUUUACUUGUGCCAGUAAAGCCCAAUGUAUGUUUUUUAAGGACAAGACCAUGCUCUGCUCAAUACAUAAACCAAAGGGACCCCAUGAGCAGGAGUUGACAUACUUUGCUGUCUUUAGGAGGGUCUAUGUACAACGGGACGAAGUAAAACAAGUUGCCAGCAUUGUACAACGAGGAGAACGCAACCACACAUUUCGUGUUGGGGGACUAAUUUUCCAUGCCAUCGGACAACUUCUCCCACAGCAGAUGCAGUCUUUCCACAGCUCUAUAGCACUCUACCCGGUUGGUUAUGAAGCGAGCCGCUUUUACUGGAGCACACGUUACUCCAACAAACGCAGCCGAUAUCUCUGCUCCAUUGAAGAGAAAGAUAAUGUUCCAGAGUUUGUGGUCAGAGUUAUUGAACAAGGUCAUGAAGAUCUGGUCUUAACAGGAAGUUCUCCGAAAGGAGUGUGGCAAAAGCUUCUGGAACCUAUAGCUCGCCUCCGAAAAGAAGCUGAUAUGCUGAAACUCUUCCCUGACUACCUGAAGGGCGAUGACCUCUUUGGCUUGACUGUUUCUGCAGUCACAAGGAUAGCGGAAUCGCUACCUGGAGUAGAGAACUGUGAAAACUACACUUUCCGAUAUGGUCGCAAUCCACUGAUGGAGCUUCCACUUGCAAUAAAUCCUUCAGGCAGCGCCCGGUCUGAGCCCAAGAUGAGUACCCAUGUCAAGAGGUUUGUGUUAAGGCCGCACACCCUGAACAGUACCAGUACGUCCAAGUCAUUUCAGAGUACAGUUACGGGAGAACUAAAUGCACCUUAUAGCAAGCAAUUCGUCCAUUCCAAAUCCUCUCAGUAUCGCAAAAUGAAGACCGAAUGGAAGAUUAACGUGUACCUGGCCCGUUCUCGGAUUCAGGGUCUUGGUUUGUAUGCUGCCCGCGACAUUGAGAAACAUACCAUGGUCAUCGAAUACAUUGGAACAAUCAUCCGUAACGAAGUGGCUAACAGACGAGAGAAACUUUAUGAAUCACAGAACCGUGGAGUGUACAUGUUUCGCAUUGACAGUGAUCAUGUUAUUGAUGCAACAUUGACGGGAGGUCCUGCAAGAUAUAUUAAUCAUUCCUGUGCACCAAAUUGUGUGGCUGAGGUGGUGACAUUUGAGAAAGGACACAAAAUAAUCAUCAGCUCCAACCGAAGGAUCCAAAAAGGAGAGGAGCUGUCCUAUGACUACAAGUUUGAUUUUGAAGAUGAUCAGCACAAGAUCCCAUGUCACUGUGGAGCUGUAAACUGCCGCAAAUGGAUGAAUUAAGCGCAUUCCUUGCAAUAUUUCUGGGGUUGCUUUUCCCUGGGAAGAGAUGCUUACAGUUUUUUUUAAAUAAGCCUGGAGCUCACAAAUGAUUUUCCUCAUCUCCAGCAGCAGCACAGAGUUCCGUAACAAGCAUAAACUGAAGACUUGGCUGAGUCGCCAGUCACCCCAUCUGUUUGUUUAUAAUGCAGGUGGAUGCAGAUUACUAAAUGGUCUAGCACUGGAGUUACUGUCCUGUAUCGACUAAAAAUGAGAAAUGAUUUUUACUAGGAAAAGAACCAACAGCUGACCUGCUUUCAAGUAGGAUAGGCACUUAUGAAUGUAGGACUGAAUUCACCAGCUAGGGGAAGGAUCAACAGUGCUGGCCACAGCCUUAUUUGCAAGGGGCAGGCCCUCUAGUUUAAAAAAAAAUAAAUAAUUAAAAGUAGACACCACUGAACAAGGAAUGUACUGAGAUGACUUCCUUAGGGAUACAGCUAAGGGAAAUAACUUGCACUAAAAAAAACAUUUAAAAUACUUGAUUCCAUGAGUCAGUUUAUUGUAGUUUUUUGAUUUCUGUAUGAUAAAAGAGAAACAUUUUUGUAUUUAUUGGAUAAGUGAAUGAAGCUAUUUUUAAAAAUAAAAGUAGAAGAAAGCCUAAGCUGCUGCUGUUACCUGCAGAUAUAAAAAAAACCCUGUUACUUUGUACAAAAUGUAAAUAGAGUGUGGAAUAAACAGUAUAAAAAAAACAAACGACCAAAUGCUACCUGACACUGCAGCCGUUUGCUUUUAGUGGAGUCCCUCUGAGUCAGGUUACAUGGCAUAUAAUUUUAACCAACUGUGAAUUAGGUUCAAAACCACACCCAGGUAGUGGCAAGGAGCCCCAUUAGCAAACUUAGAUGUAAAGGUAGAAGAUUGCUGACACAUUACAUUCAGCAAAAUCAUGUAAGGGUUGUAGCCUCUCAAAGAUAGUUUUUAUUUUUAAGCAAAAUUAUGAGAUGUAAUUAUGCUAACACUGCAGGAUUUUUGACAAUAGGGUUUUGGAAUAAAUAAGAAAAUAGGCACAAAAAUAAUAUUUGUAUGGAUUGUCUUUGUUUACAUUUCUUUAAACAAACACUGUUUUGUGUUGGCUUGUAGAGGUUUAAAAUAUGCAUUUUGAACCAGGUUAGCUUUAUUUUGUACUUACAGAAAAGAAAUAACUGGUACUGACACUUCACAACUAUUAAGUUCAAAAUGAAGUUUGUGUGCACAUUAUCAGUAAAUUGUUAUCUUCAAUGAAACGGUCAUAAAAUUGUAAUGUAUAUGGCAUGUUGUAUUUUUUACCUUGCAAAAGAAAUCAAAUGUACAUAGUUCUUGAUAAAUAGCUGUAUGAAUUUGUUUCUUGGAUUUCUUUUCUUGUACAAUAAUAUUCCAACAUCCUACCAGUAUUUGUCCUACAGUUUUUUUUCUGUCCUGUACAAUAGUAUCUAAUGUUGGGAAAAAAGAAGCUUUUUUUUUGAAGUAUAAAGAGUGUUAUUGGGUUUUGGAGUUUGUGCAACCAGAUUAGAUCAGCAUUUACAAAUAAAAUAUUUUACAUCUAUGAA